Messenger RNA from Hyphopichia burtonii NRRL Y-1933, 1620 nucleotides. It is a transcript of the gene HOM3, whose product is annotated as aspartate kinase. Gene Ontology annotation, biological process: amino acid biosynthetic process. Bases 1 to 1620 code for a protein of 539 amino acids. NCBI's taxonomy places the organism in Eukaryota, Fungi, Ascomycota, Pichiomycetes, Serinales, Debaryomycetaceae. The record is from RefSeq and is a predicted model, not a curated record. Gene Ontology annotation, molecular function: aspartate kinase activity. The transcript has a single exon.
AUGUCAGUUCAACCUCCUUUAUCAGCUUCUUCAUAUAACUCUGUACUUGAUUUAAAGUCUGUUAGCUCUUCCAGUAAUGGAUGGGUUAUUCAAAAAUUCGGUGGUACCUCCGUUGGGAAAUUUCCAGAAGAUAUUGUUGAUAAUAUUGUGAAAGUAUAUUCUAAGAAUUACAGAGUUGCAGUUGUUUGUUCUGCAAGAUCAUCCAAUACUAAAAGUGAAGGGACUACCUCUAGAUUGUUGAAAGCUGCAGAUUUAGCUUCUGAAAAUGGUGAUUUCAGAUCCUUAUUAAAUGUUAUAAAGCAAGAUCAUGUUGAAAAUGCUGAACAACGUAUUUCUAAUAAAGACUUUCAAAAUGAAUUGAUUAAGGCUACUGAAAAAGAGAUAAGUAGGGCCGAUGAAUUAUUGAACGCAUCUCAAAUCAUUGGUGAGAUUAGUAGUAGAACUUUGGAUUCAAUCAUGUCAAUUGGUGAAAAAUUAUCUUGUUUAUUCAUGUCCUCGUUGAUGAAAGAUCAUGGUUUACAAUCUGUUUAUAUUGAUUUAUCUGAUAUCAUUCCUUUAGAUUAUGAUUUUUCAAAUGGGUUUAAUGAUGAUUUUUAUAGAUUUUUAGCUGUUCAAUUAGGUCUUAAGAUUAGUUCAUUACCUGAAGAUGUUGUACCUGUUUUAACUGGUUAUUUCGGGACUGUACCAGGUGGUUUACUUAAUGGUGUUGGUCGUGGUUAUACUGACUUAUGUGCAGCCUUGAUUGCAGUUGGUGUUCAAGCGGAAGAAUUACAUGUUUGGAAAGAAGUUGAUGGUAUAUUCACUGCUGAUCCAAGAAAAGUUCCAAAUGCUAGAUUAUUAGAUAGUGUUACACCUGAAGAAGCUGCAGAAUUAACCUAUUAUGGUUCUGAAGUUAUCCAUCCCUUCACUAUGGAACAAGUCAUAAAAGCUAAAAUUCCAAUCAGAAUUAAAAAUGUUGUCAAUCCAAGAGGUAAUGGGACUGUUAUAUAUCCUGAUAAUUUGGGUAGAAGAGGUGAAGCUACUCCUCCUCAUCCUCCAGCUGCUUAUGAAACUUUACCUCCUAAUUAUCUCGCUCAUUUAAAGCAAAGAUCAGCUACUGCUAUUACUGCUAAGCAAGACAUUGUUGUAUUAAAUGUUCACUCUAAUAAAAAGACUUUAUCCCAUGGGUUUUUGGCUCAUAUCUUUACCACUUUAGAUAAAUAUAAAUUGGUUGUUGAUUUAAUUUCAACUUCAGAAGUUCAUGUUUCUAUGGCUUCUCAAAUUCAACCUGACCAAGAAACUAACUUGAAAAAUGCAGUCAAAGAAUUAAGAAAAAUGGGUACGGUGGAUAUUACAAGAAAUUUGACUAUUGUUUCAUUAGUUGGCAAACAAAUGGUAAACCUUAUUGGAAUUGCUGGUAAUAUGUUCAAAGUUUUAGCUGAUGAAAAGAUAAAUAUUGAAAUGAUUUCUCAAGGUGCUAAUGAAAUAAACAUAUCAGCAGUUAUUAACGCUAAAGAUACUAUAAGGGCUUUAGUAUCCAUUCAUGCCAGAUUAUUGGAAGGAAAAUAUACUGAUGAUAGUCAAGAUAAUUCCAAGUCUGCAGUUGAUACAAGAUUAGAAUCUUUAAAGUUACAAAAUUAA